CAGCCUAACUGUGCUCCCUGUGCAUCGUGUCUCGGAAGCUGCACCGGGAUCUUCGGAUCCCGGUUUUUUCAGGCUCGAACCCUGAGCCCGGGAUUCCCAGCGUCUCCGGGUCGGCGCUUGCGGGGAUCCUGCUGCCAUGAGUGUGGGUUUUAUCGGCGCGGGCCAGCUGGCCUGUGCGCUGGCGCGGGGCUUCACGGCCGCGGGCGUCCUGUCGGCUCACAAGAUAAUAGCCAGCUCCCCGGAAAUGGACCUGCCCACCGUGUCUGCGCUCAGGAGGAUGGGCGUGAAUCUGACCCGAAGCAACAAGGACACAGUACGGCACAGCGAUGUUCUGUUCCUGGCUGUGAAGCCACACAUCAUCCCGUUCAUCCUGGAUGAGAUUGGGGCUGACGUGCAGGAGAGGCACAUCGUGGUGUCCUGUGCAGCUGGUGUCACCAUCAGUUCUGUGGAGAAGAAGCUGAUGGCAUUCCAGCCAGCCCCCAAAGUGAUCCGCUGCAUGACCAACACACCAGUGGUGGUCCGAGAGGGGGCCACAGUGUAUGCCACAGGCACCCAUGCUCUGGUGGAAGAUGGGAAGCUGCUGGAGCAGCUGAUGAGCAGUGUGGGCUUCUGCACAGAGGUGGAGGAGGACCUCAUUGACGCCAUCACGGGGCUCAGUGGCAGUGGGCCUGCCUAUGCAUUUAUGGCCCUGGAUGCACUGGCAGAUGGUGGGGUGAAGAUGGGCGUGCCACGGCGCCUGGCAGUCCGACUUGGAGCUCAGGCAUUGCUGGGAGCAGCUAAGAUGCUGUUAGACUCGGAGGACCACCCAGGCCAGCUCAAGGACAAUGUCUGCUCCCCUGGGGGGGCCACCAUCCAUGCCCUGCACUUCCUAGAGAGUGGGGGCUUCCGCUCUCUGCUCAUCAAUGCAGUUGAGGCCUCCUGUAUCCGAACAAAAGAGCUGCAGUCCAUGGCUGACCAAGAGAAGGUCUCCCCUGCUGCCCUGAAGAAGACCCUCCUGGACAGAGUGAAGUUGGAGUCACCCACCGUGUCCACGAUGUCCCCACCCAAUUCAGGGAAACUCCUCACAAGAAUCCCCGUCCAGGAAAGCAAGAAGGACUGAGGAGUACUGCGUGGGGUGUCCCUGUCCCCAGCAGUGCAGGGGGAUCAGGCUUAGGUCUGGCGGUGAAUGCUGCUUGGAUCUGUUCACUUGGUGGCACAGAGUCCUUCUUUUGCCCCACAGUGGAAGGUGCUCUGAAGAGGCAGCUGAUGCCCUGAGCCAGGUAGUCCUGCACGCCUGUCUGAGGGAGAUGAGAGGCUCUGUGUUAGCAUCCCCCUCAGAAGACGUCUCUGGAGAACUUUAGUUAGAUCCCAGGGGUGGAAGAGGUAAGAAGAAACAGGGAAGGCCCAUCCUCUGAAUUAAAAACACGUGAAAGAAACAAGUGACUUCGUGUUGCAGUUGGAAAUGUGGGGAAGUCUAUGAUGCUUUUGCUUAACUCUGAUUUCACAGAUAUCCCAUUAGAAGGUGUUGUUCAUUGCUAGUUCUAGCUGCUUUAAUAAAGAUUUAUUUAUUUUUGAGCUAGA
Phodopus roborovskii (desert hamster) is the source of this 1560-nucleotide messenger RNA. It is a transcript of the gene Pycr2, whose product is annotated as pyrroline-5-carboxylate reductase 2. Gene Ontology annotation, biological process: L-proline biosynthetic process. Gene Ontology annotation, molecular function: pyrroline-5-carboxylate reductase activity. Lineage: Eukaryota; Metazoa; Chordata; Mammalia; Rodentia; Cricetidae. The transcript is spliced from 7 exons. Bases 137 to 1099 code for a protein of 320 amino acids. The record is from RefSeq and is a predicted model, not a curated record.